AUGAAAGGUUAUAAGCGACAAUCGAGGGAAUCGACUAUUGUGAAGAAAUUUCUGAAAGAACAUCUGAACGAAGGAACUACAAAGUCUACAUGCGAAAAGAUAUAUCAGCUUUCACAGCGUGUGGCUAAAGCUAGAAUGAGCAAAAGACUCCUUUCGGAGAUCAUAAAGGUAUCUAAAGUUUUUGUAGAUGAUUAUGCAGAAAAAACCCGGGGAAUGAGCUCAAAAGAUACAGGAAGAUGUCUUUACUCGUUUGAUUGUCUUUGGAGUAGAAGCAUGAAUCUCUUUGGGAAAGUGUUCUGUCCAAUUAUACGAACUAGAAGGAAGUUUAUAGACCGUUUAUCUUCAAAGUUAUUUAUGCAAUUUGUGAAGAACAUCGAGGAUAAGAUAGUAAAAUUUAUAAUAGACAAUAUAAGAGAGGAAAUACAGAAAGUAGAAACUAAUAGGAGAACAAGUAAACCUGAAUCCAGUAGUUUGGAAUCCUCUUCUAACAAAAAGCAGAAGCUAAGCCAAGACGAGCCUGGAAAAUUGGGGGAGCUUAAGGAAAGGGACUUUGGUGUAUUUGAAUCGCUUUCCAGAAAGGAGAAAAUUUCAACUUUAAUCGGCAUACUUCAAGGUAGGGGAUGCUUCGAUCUGUUUCUAGAAAGAGUUGUUGGGAGCUUAACUUCGGUCCUUGAUGAAAAGAUAGAUAGGGAAGGUCUUGGGAUUUUAGCAAUAAAGAGACUUAUUGACGAGCAGAGAAAAGCCGGGUAUAUGAAGGACUACUUCUAUGCAGUUGAAUCGAAUCUGAUGAGAAAAAUAGUUAUAAAAUAUACUAAUGAGGAGAUUUUCAAAAUGCUGGACAAAGAGGAUGAAAUGAGAUUAUGUAUGGGAUUUUUUUGUGCCUCCAACGAGGAGAAAAGGCUUAUGGAGGCUUUGGAUGUGUAUUUCAGGAAAAUAAUGGGAAAUCCUUCUAUUGAUGACUUUAUUGGAAAAUACUACUGGAUCUACCUCAAGUUUAGAGAACUAGAAAAUAGCAAGGAUGGAGGAUACGAAAGGAUUAUAGAAGGAAUUAGAAACUGUAAGAAAGACAUUCUAAAGUUAGAUGCAGAGUGUGUUGUUGAGUGCGUAUGCAGAUGGACGGAUUCGUUUCUAAGAGGAAAAAUAAUCAUCCAGGAGAACACCAUUGAAGGGAUGGAAAGUCCAAUUUUUAUUCCAGGGAGCGAAAGGAAGGAAGUGAUAAAUGUAGAAAGAGUUUUAAAGAAAAUAGGGAUAGACUCUCUUCUUGAAGGUAAUGGAUGGAGAGAGUAUCUUGUAUUGAAUAUUUUCGAUAUGAUUGGAGAAAUGUUUCGUUUCUGCGAUUACAAGGAGAUGUUUGAAACGACAUUACAAGGCAGAUUGGGAAGUAGACUUGUCUCUGGAUCGUCUAUAUCAAUGGACUGGGAGAUUCGACUAAUUGAUAAGAUUGAUUCCGGUAGAAGCACCAUAGACAAGAUGAGAUGCAUGAUAAAAGACUUUAUGGAAACAGAACAAUUCAUGGGCCAUGAUAUUCUGCUUCUUCGGGGAUGUAAGUGGCCUAGAUAUGAAGAGACUAUCCUUAGGAUCCCAGAUGUUGAGGAAGUCAAGAAAAGGUACAAUCACGUGGUAAAAAACAAAAGAAAGAUAAUCAGAUGGAACGAUCUGUUAUCAUCCUGUGAAAUUGAGUUUUUGGGACGUAUGGUGAGAGUUACAUUGCCUCAAUACCUAAUGAUGAAGCUUUUGGUUGAAAAGGAUAGGACGGCUGAGGAUUUGAAGAUUUGCAAAUCCUGGGACAAGAAUCUUGAAGUAUUGGUUAAGAAAGGGUUGGUGAAGGUGGAAGGAAAAAGACAUUUUUUGAACAUGGAUUAUUGGAAAGGGGACUUUCCCAUGGACUCGAUGAUUCCUGAUAUGUUCCCGUUGCUAGGACCGCAGAAAAUCAUAAAGAUGUUUGAUGAAUCUGAGUCUUAUAAGGAUCUUUUAGAUUGUAAAAUAAUAAAGGAAAUGAAAGCUAAUAAGACACUGAGCAAAAGUGGUCUCAAAGAACUGCUAAAUAAGACGUAUCCACAGGAAAUUCUCGAUGAAAGAAUAGACAGCUUGGCAAACCGAGAGUUUUUGAGUGUUGAGGGAGAGAAUAUAAAGUAUGUUCCAUGA
This is a messenger RNA of Encephalitozoon intestinalis ATCC 50506, 2145 nucleotides long. RefSeq lists its product as uncharacterized. The record is from RefSeq and is a predicted model, not a curated record. Lineage: Eukaryota; Fungi; Microsporidia; Unikaryonidae. The coding region runs from base 1 to 2145 and encodes 714 amino acids. The transcript has a single exon.